Molecule: messenger RNA, 204 nt
Organism: Peronospora matthiolae
Lineage: Eukaryota; Oomycota; Peronosporomycetes; Peronosporales; Peronosporaceae
Source: the annotation of a GenBank genome assembly
AUGGCUUGCGACAUCAGCGCUCGCAUCAUCGAAGCCAUUAUUAGCGAUAUUUUCUUUUGCGACGACUAUAGUGAAGACGGUGUGGUCAACACGACCGCCAAAUUGACUAACCAGGAGACCAACCCUUUAAGGUUGUUCAACAAGAAGGAGGACGAUUCUGAUUGGUGUCAGGUCACCAUCAAGAACGUCACGCGGUUCAUUUAA